This is a messenger RNA of Panicum virgatum (switchgrass), 4606 nucleotides long. RefSeq names its product disease resistance protein RGA2-like. The coding region runs from base 425 to 4303 and encodes 1292 amino acids. NCBI's taxonomy places the organism in Eukaryota, Viridiplantae, Streptophyta, Magnoliopsida, Poales, Poaceae. The record is from RefSeq and is a predicted model, not a curated record. The transcript has 8 exons. Gene Ontology annotation, molecular function: cation binding; protein binding; ADP binding. Gene Ontology annotation, biological process: defense response to fungus.
CGGAGCUGCAGGGUGGGCUGACCCCCUCGCCUCGCGGCCUCGACUGCUGGCUGCUCCGGGGUGGGCGCCGCUAACCCUAGUGCAAGCACGCGGCCGCGGCGCCGCCCACCGCCGCAGCGCUCCGCCUCCGCGCUCCAGCCCGCCGCGCCGCCACCCACUGCCGGUGCGCGCCGGCGUGGCUACCGCAGCGCUCCGCCGCGCCGCGCCCGCGCCGCCACCCACCGCUGGUGCGCGCCGCCGGCCCGCCGCCUACCGCCGCAGGCAAGCUUCCAGCGACGCCGAGGACGACCGGUGGCUCCUCAAGCAUAGGGGUGCCGCAAGCAAGCAUCAGAAUUCAGAGAGGAAUCGCCUUGAUCUGCUCCAUCAAAACGCCAUCCCUUCAAGGGAGGGGAAAGAGGAGACAAAACCAAAGUCGCCUUGCCUUAUGGCCACCGCUGGUGCCGUCGUGGAUCGACUCCGGCGCCGGCUGGCCUUAGAUGCUCGCCAUUUGGAGCUGCCCUCAAGCACAGCUGAGGACGUGGCGCAUGUCGGCCAAACUAUGUCGAGGUUGCAAGAUGUGCUUGCAAACAUGGAGAGGCAGUACUUCAAGAUGCCUGCGGAGGCGAAGGAUUGGAUGAGGAAAAUCAAGCAGAUUGCUUAUGACAUGGAAGAUCUUCUGGAUGAGUUCGAAGACCCUUGCGGCAUCGGAUCUCCAAAAGGUGGCUCUUGCAUAGCAACGGCAACAUUAUUCUGUUCAGCAGCUCCAUUUGUGUUUCAUAAUAGUAGUGCGCAAAGAAUGAAAAUGCUCAGAAGAAAACUAGAUUUAUCAACUGAAGAUUCUGUCAUAUACAGUUUAAUGCAGCACAAUUUAUGCGAUCAUAAGCCAUCUAAUCAGCACCAGGUGUUUCAUGGAAGUGCUAUUAUUGGAAGAAAUAGUGACAGAGAAAAUGUAAAAAGUUUGCUCUUGAAACAUGAUGCAGAUAAGAUAACCAUCAUUCCGAUUGUUGGCCUUACGGGUUUGGGGAAGACAACUCUAGCAAGGUUAAUUUUUCAUGACCAGACUGGAGAAGGGUGGAACUUUGAUCUGCAUAUAUGGAUCCAUUUGGACAGGAAUUUGGAGCUUAAUAAAAUUGCUAGUGAUAUAAUCUCGCAAGUUAAUCAAACAGAAGAUAUUGCCAUUUCAGAGGUAACCAGGAAUGACCAAAUUCGAAAUAACUUGCAGUUUAUGAAGAAACGCGUUCAAGAAGUUAUUCAUGACAAAAGCUGUUUGAUUGUCUUGGAUGGCUUGUUGAGUACAGAUAAAAUCCAGCUUGCUGAACUGAAGGAAAUGUUGACUAGUAAGAAGAAGGGCACCAAAAUCAUCAUGACCACUUCCAAUGAAAUAACUGCAGAGCUGUUUCACACUAUUCCACCUUAUAAACUGGGUCCUUUAUCCGAAGAUGAUUGCUGGGAGAUAUUUUCUCGAAGAGCAUUUGACAAUGGAGAUGGAAGCACACACCUCACUGAAAUUGGGAAGCAAAUUGUAAAGAAGUGCGAAGGCAUGCCAGCAGUAGCAUAUUCUCUUGGUUCAUUGAUGCGUCACAAGGGUGAGAGUGACUGGUUAUGGACUAGGGAUAAGGAUAUAUGGGAAUUAGAGAGGAAGUUUUCUAGUGCAGUUGAAGUACUGACGCCAUUCAGUGAAAUGUAUUACACUAUGCCCUCGGCUUUAAAAUUAUGCUUUGCAUACUUGUCGGUUUUCUCCAAGGGGUCAAGAAUUGAUAAGGAGAAACUUAUUCAACAGUGGAUGGCACUAGAUAUAGUUGGGUCGAAGCAUGGGACUUUACCUGCUUACAUUCAUGGAGAUAUGUACAUUCAAGAACUUUUGUCGAUAUCCUUCCUUCAAAUUCAAGAGAGAUCCUCAGCUACUGGAACCAAUCACACCAAUAGUACCAUGGUAUUCCAAGUACAUAACUUGGUACAUGCAUUUGCAAAAUAUGUUGUUGCUAAUGACCUCGUAACUCUGGAUGGUGGCAACCUGUCAAUUGUCCCUUCAGCUGAAAAGAUCAGUUACAGCUAUGUGGUGGCGAAUAAUUACACUGCACAUUCACCAGCCCUGAAAGAUUUUCUCACCAGGGCAAGGGCAGUAUCAUUCAAAAACUGUGAAUCAUCAAGGCUUAUUUCAAAUACGCUCUCCAAACUAAACCAUUUGCGUGUUUUAGAUCUCACCUGUUGUUCUAUUGUUGAACUACCUGCUUCAAUUGGCCAUUUGAAGCCUCUGAGGUAUCUCGAUGCUUCUGGAUUAAGGAUUCGGGAAUUACCCAUCCAAAUGAGCAGUUUGCUAAACCUUGAGGCAUUGGAUCUCUCAGAAUCUUAUGUUGAGGAGUUACCCACAUUUAUCGGUUCUUAUCAAAAGCUAACAUAUUUGAACCUAGGAGGAUGUGACAAACUUCGAAACUUGCCCCCCACGCUUUGUGAUCUCAAGAUGCUACAAUAUCUCAACCUAUCGCGUUGUUCUGGAGUUGGUAACGUACCUGAAUUUCUUUGCACACUCCAUGAACUUCGAUUUCUGGAUCUAUCAAGUUGCACUGAGAUUCAACAUUUCCCUCAUUUAUUGGGUAACCUAAUAAAUUUAGAGGACCUUAACCUCUCAGGUUGUUCAAAUCUCAAGAAACUACCAGAAUCAUUUGGUAACCUUUAUUUUCUUCGGUUCUUAAACUUAUCAGGGUGCUCUGAGCUUCAGCAGUUGCCAGAAUGUAUUGUAGGGCUUGUAAAUUUGCAAUAUCUGAACUUGGCACAUGUUCUGCUUGAGUUGCCCGAGUCUCUAAGCAAGCUUGAGAGGCUCCGCUCGUUAGAUAUUACUGGUUAUCGGCUCUCACUGUUGUCGGACACACCUCAAACAUUUUCGAGCAUUGUGCUGAAGAUACCAAAUCUCAAAUUGCUCUUGACAGAUGACUCGGAUGUUGAAAGUUACAUAUCUCGACACAUUCAGUCCUUAACAGAAGUCAGAAAUGUAGUAAGGGAGGGUAAGUCUGUACACACUUCAGAGAGGGCAAAUCCACUGCAAAUGGGAAAAUCACCAUACCCACAUACUUUGGAGGAAGGUGCCUCUGAAAAAAACAGAGAGGUCAGGCAAGACCACCCUUUAUCAGAUCAUUCUGAUCCGAAGAAUUUUAGUAAGGAUGGGCAGCAGUCCACACCAACAGUCAAGCUCCCGUCGCCGGCUGGGCGCCCCCGCAGAGGAUCGGACGCUGCCGGCCGCCAGGAUGGGCUCCUGUGGUACAAGGACAGUGGGCAGGUUGUCGAUGGUAAGUUCUCCAUGGCCGUGGUCCAGGCCAACAACCUGCAGGAGGACCAAAGCCAGGUGGAAUCAGGGCCGCUCAGCGCAACGGACCCCAGCCUCCAAGGCACAUUCGUUGGCGUUUAUGAUGGGCAUGGUGGCCCGGAGACGGCGCGCUACAUCAAUGAUCAUCUCUUCAACCACCUGAGGAGAUUUGCAUCUGAGCACAAGUGCAUGUCAGCUGAUGUGAUUCGGAAGGCUUUCCAAGCGACCGAGGAGGGGUUCAUUUCUGUAGUUAGUAGGCAAUGGUCAUUGAGACCUCAAUUAGCAGCGGUUGGCUCUUGCUGUCUUGUUGGUGUGGUUUGCAGUGGAACUCUAUAUGUUGCAAACCUUGGGAAUUCCCGUGCUGUUCUUGGGAGACUAGUCAAGGUAACUAGAGAGGUUUUGGCAAUGCAGCUCUCAGCAGAACACAAUGCAUCCUACGAGGAGGUUAGACGAGAGUUGCAGGCAGCACAUCCUGACGAUCCCCAUAUUGUGGUCCUAAAGCACAAUGUUUGGCGUGUGAAGGGCAUCAUCCAGAUAACAAGGUCAAUUGGAGAUGUAUAUCUAAAGAAACCGGAGUUCAAUAGAGAACCUUUGCACGCCAAGUUUCGCCUUCAGGAAACUUUCAGGAGACCACUUCUUAGUUCUGAUCCAGCAAUUACUGUACAGCAAAUACAGCCAACUGAUAAGUUCAUCAUUUUUGCAUCUGAUGGACUCUGGGAGCAUCUUAGUAAUCAGGAAGCUGUUGACAUGGUCCAGAGUAGCCCUCGAAAUGGAAUCGCUCGAAGAUUAGUAAAGGCUGCAAUGCAGGAAGCAGGGAAGAAGAGGGAGAUGAGGUAUUCCGACAUCAAGAAAAUUGAUCGUGGGGUGAGGAGGCACUUCCAUGAUGAUAUAACUGUCAUCGUGGUCUUUUUAGAUUCAAAAGCCACGGCAACUGCUGCCUGGAGCGGACCCACUGUCUCUCUCCGUGGGGGUGGUGUUCCAAUCCCUUCGAACACCCUCCAUUCUCAGUCCCCACAGAGCUAAACAGGUUCUUACUGAAACCAUAAUGGAGGUGAAGGGGCCAGAGAAGAUCAAAAGAAAGUAAAAGAAAAGGUAAAAGAAAAAAAGAUGAAAGAAGAGAAGCAGUUGUAAUCAGCUGUAGUGUAUUUUGUCGUCUGCCAUGUUCUUGUAAAACCUAUUUUAGAUUCUCAACCUGGUGACCAACGUACUGAUAGCAAGGUAUAAGAUUAGAUAUACAAGGGCUACAAGUGUGGCGAGGAUGAUUAAACGAAUAAAUUUUGUCAUGUUCCUUUAAUUGUGAUUGCAGCUAGUAUUUUGGAACACAAA